Cryptomeria japonica (Japanese cedar) is the source of this 1301-nucleotide messenger RNA. RefSeq names its product adenylate kinase 4. The record is from RefSeq and is a predicted model, not a curated record. Gene Ontology annotation, biological process: nucleobase-containing compound metabolic process. Gene Ontology annotation, molecular function: AMP kinase activity; ATP binding. The transcript has 6 exons. Bases 239 to 976 code for a protein of 245 amino acids. NCBI's taxonomy places the organism in Eukaryota, Viridiplantae, Streptophyta, Pinopsida, Cupressales, Cupressaceae. Gene Ontology annotation, cellular component: cytoplasm; mitochondrion.
AAUAAUACCUGUGUUAGGUGAAGCUACGAUUGCAAAUAGUCCUCAACUAACAUUGACUGGAAUACCGAUACAACCUUACAAUUACUUUAUAAUUUUUGGUUUUUUUGACUUGUUAGGAUAUUCACAGAGUUUCAUACACACUGCUCAUCUUUGGGGCUUUUACAUUUUUGGGUUCUUUUUAUGUUUGACAUUCUUUCUGUGAUAUUGGUGGAGAAGGCGAGGAGACGAGGAGACGAAAAUGGCGAGUACCAUCGGUUUGGAUCUGGGCAAUGUGCCGUCUCUCGACCUCAUGACCGAGCUGCUUCGCCGAAUGAAAUGUUCCAGCAAGCCUGAUAAACGCCUCAUUUUAGUCGGUCCUCCUGGAUCAGGGAAAGGCACUCAAUCACCAUUUAUCAAAGAUGAAUAUUGCUUAUGUCACUUGGCAACUGGUGAUAUGCUAAGAGCAGCUGUAUCUGCCAAAACUCCAUUGGGCAUAAAAGCUAAGGAGGCCAUGGAUAAGGGAGAGCUUGUCUCUGAUGAUCUGGUUGUUGGCAUUAUUGAUGAAGCUAUAAAAAAACCUUCAUGCCAGAAGGGCUUUAUUCUUGAUGGUUUUCCUCGUACAGUUGUUCAAGCUCAGAAGCUUGAUGAGAUGUUGGAAAAGCAAGGGACUAAGAUUGAUAAAGUACUGGAUUUCGCUAUUGAUGAUGCAAUUCUGGAGGAACGGAUAACUGGUCGUUGGAUGCAUCCAGCCAGUGGACGAUCAUAUCACACAAAAUUUGCCCCUCCAAAAGUUCCCGGCAUUGAUGAUGUCACAGGGGAGCCAUUGAUUCAACGGAAGGAUGAUAAUGCAGAAGUUCUCAAGUCAAGGCUGGAAGCAUUUCACAGACAAACACAGCCUGUUAUUGAUUAUUAUGUGCAAAAGGGCAUUGUUAAUAAGCUUCACGCUGACAAACCUGCUAAGGAAGUUGCCGCAGAGAUUCAGAAAGCACUUUCAUAGGAGUGAAUGAGCUAUUGUAGUAGCCUCCGAAGUCUUUUUUGAGUUAAGAUUCAAAGAUUUUAUCUCAUGAUUCUGGCACAUUGUCAGAUCGGCCAUAAGGUUUUUCCAUGCACUCUUUUAAUUGAAGUUCUUCUCUUCCUCUCUUGGUAUUUAAUGUCCCAGAUAUUUUUGAUUCCACUACAGAUUUCUCAAUAUCCAUCCUACAAGCUGAUCUUUUUUUUUUAAUGUAUGGGGAAAAAAACUCAGCAUGUUGAGAAUGCUGUGCAUCAAAUCAGUAAUCAACUUCCAUAAAUAAGAGUUUUCUUAGAGUGUUUGUGGGAGCUGA